This is a messenger RNA of Juglans microcarpa x Juglans regia, 666 nucleotides long. RefSeq lists its product as uncharacterized. The coding region runs from base 1 to 666 and encodes 221 amino acids. The record is from RefSeq and is a predicted model, not a curated record. Lineage: Eukaryota; Viridiplantae; Streptophyta; Magnoliopsida; Fagales; Juglandaceae. The transcript is spliced from 2 exons.
AUGUCAAACGAAGGUCCUUCAAAUGCUGCCCCUCCAACCAUCUCACCCUCAGAGGACCAAAAGAGCCCCUUCUACUUUCACCACAGUGACAAUGCCAACAUUAUGGUUGUCACCUGUCCUCUCACUGAUCCAAACUACCUAUCUUGGCAUCGAUCUUUCACUUUAGCCAUUUUUGUGAAAAAUAAGCUUGGGUUUCUGGAUGGCAGUAUAUCAACACCAGAUUUGACCGAUUCUCUCUACAUUCCCUGGUUACGCUGCAACAACCUUAUACUCUCAUGGUUGCUCAACUCCAUAUCAAAAGAAAUAGCCUCCAACGUUCUUUACAUCAGUUCAGCCAAGGAUGUGUGGGAAAAAUUGAAGACCAGAUUUGCUCAGCCCAAUAAUGUGAGGAUUUAUCAUCUUCAACAACAACUCGGUACCAUCAUGCAAGGCACUCAUAUAGAAUUAGAUUAUGUUUUUAAAUUUCUUAUGGGUUUGAAUGACACAUAUGACCAUGUUAGGGGAAAAAUUAUACUAAUGAGUCCCAUGCCAUCUUUAGACAAGACUUUAUCUCUGGUCUUGCAAGAGGAAAGGCUGUGGCAAAUUAGGACUUUAGUCAUGCCAGUUCCUGAACCAUCAGCUUUGGCUAUUUUUAAUGGUAAUUCUAGAAGGAAAGAGAGGUCUUAG